Recurvomyces mirabilis is the source of this 5364-nucleotide messenger RNA. RefSeq lists its product as uncharacterized. The record is from RefSeq and is a predicted model, not a curated record. The transcript is spliced from 7 exons. Bases 1 to 5364 code for a protein of 1787 amino acids. Gene Ontology annotation, biological process: cell wall modification; pectin catabolic process. Gene Ontology annotation, molecular function: pectinesterase activity. Lineage: Eukaryota; Fungi; Ascomycota; Dothideomycetes; Mycosphaerellales; Teratosphaeriaceae.
AUGCAUCUUCUUCUCAUUGCUUCGGCUUUCCUCUCCUAUGCAGCAGCACAAAGUAAUAACACAGUCGCUUCUCAAACACUGACCAGUUCGACUUCACUGUCGUCGUCCUCGAUACCUGGAUCCACCACAGCCAUCACAGUAGCACAAGAUGGCUCAGGCCAGUUCACCGCGAUUAGCCCAGCGCUAUCUUAUGCCCAAAACUCUGGCUACCCUACCGUCACAAUCAAAGCCGGCACAUACUCAGAGACAGUCUCCGUACAGGCCACCCAGACCGUGACUAUCGUGGGCGAGAACUCCUCUCCUGGCGACUACUCGCAGAACCGCGUUACCAUUAGCCAUCCACUUGGUCCUUUGACAGUCGCGAGCAACAACGUACAAGGCAUAUCAUGGCGCAAUAUCAACUUCGUCAACAGCAACACCACAGGUACUGCCUAUGCUGUGUCCAUUCGUGGCACCAAAAACGCUUUCUACGAUUGCAGCUUCGUCUCCGCCGGACAGGGUGCUAUCACUUCUUCCCUAGGCAUUACUUUGAUCUCGGGCGGUUAUAUCGAAGGCGCCGACAAAGUCUUCUACAGCUACCCCGGGAUGUACGUGUAUGGCACUACAAUAACAGCGCUCAACAGCAAUGCUCUGCUCGUGUACACCAAGGGCGCCUCGAUCAACAAUGUCUUCUACAAUUCCACCAUUGUCUUCGAUACGUGCUCCAUUGUGCAAAAGAGUGGCUCGUCGAACGGCUACGUCUAUCUAGCCGCACCUAAUGGUGCCGGCUCUCAAGCGAUCUUUCGAAAUACGUCGAUGGCUGCUCUUGUUGCGCCAGCUGGCGUGCACCCAACCUCGUCAAGCUAUGUCGACUACUAUGGCGAGUUUGAGACUACUGGCAACGGUGCAUUCUCCGCCAACUCGGCGUCUCGCUCUUCCUAUGACCAUCUCAUGACCGCAGAUCAGAUGAGUCAAUGGACUGCUGGCUCGGUCUUUGCUGACAGCUUUCCUCCUUACGCUACGUCGGAUCUCGGGUGGAUCGAUCAAAGCGUCCUCAUUGCGAUCCAGAACAGCGAGAGCACCCAAACGUCGGUCGCCUCUGCUAGCACUUCCAGCAGUACUAGUAGCGUAUCGUCGACCAUCACGUCCACUGCUUUCUUGACGACAUCAUCGGUCUUUGCCAAUAACAUCACUGCAUCAUCUAUCGCCGUCUCCACGACGAGCUCUGCAGCAUGUGCUCCGUCCGCAACACUGGUCGUGUCAAAGUUCCCAGGCGCUUGCGAGUACAGCAAUAUCUCUGCCGCUAUUGCUGCUCUUCCGAACGAUAAUCAGGCAAAGACCAUCGAGAUCAAGGCUGGAGUCUAUACCGAGCAAGUCUCCAUCAGUAGGAACGGCAAAGUGACUUUGAUUGGAGAGACAUCUGCGCCCCAGGACUAUACCUCCAACAACGUCACCAUACAGUUCAGUAAUGGUCAGCUUACCUCAGCUGGUUUAGAUGAGACAACACCCGUCAUCAAUGCGAAGAAGACGAACGAUAACAGUUGCUUGGCAGUGUACAACAUCAAUUUCGUGAACACCUAUCCUCAGACGAAGAAUACUGCAGCACUUGCAGCUGACUUCUAUGGUAACAAUAUUGCCGCCUAUGGCUGCUCGUUUGUCGGGUUCCAGGAUACGCUUCUGGCCAACAAGGGCAUACAAGUACUCAGCAACAGCUACAUUGAAGGCAGUAUUGACUUUGUUUGGGGCUUCUCGACAGCAUAUUUCCAUCAGUGUUACAUCGCCAUCAACACGCCAGGUGCUUGCAUUUCUGCUCAAUCGCGAUCUACCAGCACUUCUCCCGGAGGUUAUGUCUUUGACUCGUGCUACAUUACUGGCACGAAAACAUAUGGUAGCACGUUGGGUUUGAGCUACCUCGGACGGCCUUAUAGCAAUUUCUCCAUCGCAGUCUACAUGAACAGCUACAUUGACUCUCAGAUCAACAGUGCUGGCUGGUCUGUAUGGCAGACUAACAACCCACAAACUAAUGGAGUCUUAUUUGGAGAGUACAACAAUAGCGGACCAUCUUCGUGGCAGUCCAGUACCCAACGAGCUCCCUUCGCCACCAACUUGACUUCUGCUCAGGCUCAAAGCUACACACUGGGAGCCUGGAUUGGCGAUACUAGCUGGUUGGAUCAGACCGCUUACAACUAUAUACCAUCAUACACCUUGACUGGACCAUCAACAACCACAAAUACCAGCUCGAACUCCACCACUUCUAUUCCGUCUGCGACCGCUUCCAUCAACGCUCAUCCCGACAGUGGUACUCAGGCUCCAGCCGGCGCCGUUCUCGUCUCGCCCAAUGGUCAGGUAAAGAACUCCUACGCCAACAUCACAGCAGCCCUAGCAUCACUGCCGAACGACUAUACAAACCAGACCUUGUUCAUUUAUGCCGGCGCCUACACUGAGCAAGUGCCUUCUAUCAACCGUCCCGGCGCUGUCCGACUCAUCGGUUAUACUACAGCCAAUCCAGGCUACUCGUACCAGAACAACACGGUGACGAUUACUUUCUCGCGCGGACUGUCUGUAUCGCCCCUGCCAGUAGGUCAUUCAGAUGCAGAGACCGCCACCAUCUCGACUGCGUCCAACAGGAUCUCGUGGUAUAACAUUAACAUGAUUAACUCGGACAAUCUGGAUGGCCUCGAGUCAAACUAUGUCACUCUAGCAGCUUCAAUCUAUGGCAACGAUAUUGGCUUCUAUGCGGUAUCAAUGAUUGGGUGGCAGGAUACUCUACUGACGGGCGCCACCAAUGGCUAUCAGUACUAUGAAAACUCUUACAUCGAGGGUGCAAUUGAUUUCAUCUGGGGCUACAGCAAGGCGUAUUUCAAGGGCUGCACCAUAGCUGGCAAGAGGGCAUCUUCCGCCAUGACAGCACAAAGUAGAGCCUCCGCAACUGCAAUCGGCGGCUACAUUUUCGACCAAUGUUUGUUCACAGCUGCUGCCGAUGCUACGGUCGACUUGACCCAGUCUAUCUACCUCGGCAGGCCGUAUUCCGCAUAUGCUCUCGUGGUUGUCAAGAACAGCUACCUCGACAAAUGCAUUCAGCCUUCUGGCUGGAAGGUCUGGAGUACCACCGACCCUCGUACCGACCACAUUACCUUUGCUGAGUAUGCUAAUGUCGGUCCUGGAGCUUGGCAGAACAAUGUUCCCGCUCGUCAAGCUUUCCAGAAUUGCACCCUACUCACGACAGACACGUAUCCUCUGGCUUCCGUCAUGGACAGCAGCAAUAAUGUGACUGUCGCCGGGAACUCUACCUACGACGGCACAACACCACCAGCUGGCGCGCUCGUAGUCUCGAAGACCCCUAUCGAUGGUGUCACGACCUACAAUACUAUUCAAGCUGCUCUCGAUGCAGCUCCAAUUUCGAGCAAGACUAAUGCCACCAUCUUCAUCCAUCCGGGAUCGUACGAAGAGCACUUGGUCGUCAACAAGUCUGGCACGACCAUCUUCCAAGGCUACAGUGAAUCCACGGCCGACUACUCCAGUAACAAAGUCACUAUUACCUUCUCCUACGGUGUCGAUACACAAAGUGAUGAGAGCAACUCUGAUUCAGCAACGGUCUACGCUACUGGCAACUACUUCUACGCCUACAACAUCAACUUCCGUAAUGACAACGGCACUCAGCAGGACAUCGCAAGUCUCGGCUUUGCCGUCAAGAGCAGCAAGUAUGCUUCGCUAUACUCCUGCCAAGUAUACGGUAACCAGGACACACUUCUCAUCAAUGGCUACCUGUUUGCCUUCCAGAGCUAUAUUGCAGGCUCUAUCGACUUCAUUUGGGGCUCUGGAAGUGGCUACUUCUUGAAUUCUACUAUUGCGGCUAACGAAGAUGACAUCAACAUCACAGCUGACAAGCGUGCCACCAAUACCACGCAAGCAGGCUUUGUCUUCGAUCAAUGUAGCAUUGUUCCUGCUACUGGUCAGUCUGGCUUGAAGCGCGUUGGCCUUGGUCGUCCCUGGAACGAUCUCGCGCGUGUGGCUUACAUCGACUCGUACUUGGAUGGCAUGAUCGAAGCUGCUGGCUGGAAUCAGUGGUCCACGUCUUCGCCUCAGACGGAUCAAGUCACAUUUGCGGAGUACCAUAACUAUGGGCCAGGCGCCACGGUUUGCAACAGAGCCAAUUUCUCUGAGCAACUGACUGAUAGCUCUGUGGCCCAAUUCCAACUUGGCAACUUCUUCACCACGACCAACUGGAUCAAUUUCACUCGUAUUGAUGUUCAGCCAUUCGUCCCGGGAAUCGGUUCUGCACCUGCGCCUUGCGCCAGCACCACGGUCUCGUCUACAGCUACCAUUAUUACUUCUACCAGCACCAGCUCUGUAUCGUCCAGCACGAUCUCAUCAAGCACUCUGCCUUUGACCACGAUUUACACUACCAAGACGGUCACAGACAAGGAGACGCUCAUCACCAGCUUCACUUCCGCCGAUGUCACAUCAACUGCAACGACCGUAAUUACUCAGGACGCUGGCAGCACGAUUACGCCAGCUGCUCUUACAACCACUAUAACAGGCAAAGAGUCCACGACCGUACUUUCCACAACAUCCGUGGCUGGGAAGACUUCUACAGUCAAGGCGACGACUACCAUAUCCUUGGUAUCGACCCUUACGCCAGCGCCAAUCACCAUCACCGAUGACGAGGGCAGUACCAGCACUAUCAUUGUGACUUCCUCGCCCAAAGGCUCAACUACUACGCUUAGCACCACCAUCACAAUUGCGCCCACGGCAACGAAGACUGUAGAUGGUAAAGCAUCCACCAUAAGCGUCACAGUUACGAGCAUCAAGACCACGACCAAAGCAAGCACAACAACGCUGAAGUGCAUUCCUUCUGUGGAUUCCAAAGUCCGCCGACAGCUUGCCAACCAAGCUGCAGGACAUGUGACAAGCACAGUCUAUACCACUCUCCUCACAUACGUCAAGACGAGCUCCGUCAGUCUCGCUGGAUCGACUGACUAUCAGACUGUCACACGUACGAGUACGAUUGGCAAGCUCACGACUCUCAAGCAGAGCACCGUCACUUCCACGAUAACAUCUUUUACCACGAAGUCUUCUGUAGUGACGGUAAGUGGCGGUGUCGGGACGAGUACGAGCUACAAGACCUCAACGAUCGAAUCAACGGUCACUGCGGCUCGUCAGACGAAAACAGUGGUGAAGUCAGCAAUCACCACCGUCACCAGUACUUCGACCAUCGAUCCGACUACAAGUACUGUUUACUCUACAAAGACGUCCAGCCUGAAGAGUGCAACUGUUACUGUGACGCCUCCUCCUUCGACAAAAACGACAACUCUCAAGAGCACAUCCACGAUCUUCGUGACGUCCACCAAGACCAGUAAGAACGCACCAGCAUGUACGGCUUGA